UACUUACCACACAGCCACUCCCGCGCCUAGGAUUAUAUUACACAAUUUUUCUUUAAAAAAAAAAUGGUAGGAUGUGAUUUCGAGGGAGGAGAUUUGACUGCUAUUUCUAGCGAUGUGUACUUAUGAGGAGUGAUAUUGUUGAUCAGCAGUAAUGGUAAGGAAGUUAGUACAUACUACCAUAUCAGUAACAGUGGUGGUGUCGGUGGAGAGAAGUCAGUAUGUGAACUGAUUUAACAGUGCGGGGUUGUAGAUGGUGUAGCUGCUGCUGAUGAUCUCACUCCGACUUAGACUAAAGACCUUUAAAACUUUGAGUCUUUUUAAAACUGGCGACAGUAUUAUUAGUAUAGUAACGAUAAUUUUGCACAAGCAAGUUAUACGUCUACUUAACAUUGUGACGGCUAUAUAAAUAACGUUAAUAGAUAAAUAUAUAUUUAUAGUAAAUCCUGGGAUACUCCCCCGCUUCAACUUAAAUUGUAACAUUUGAAGAAUAUUAGAAUCAAAAUGAUCUUGAAAAACCUUGGUGUCAUUUUGGCAGUUAUAACUGUGUUGAUAUCUUAUUGGUUAUAUGAGCCAUUGCCCGAUUCAGUAGCAGAACCUUGGAAGUUACGUACAGUAAUAGCAGGAAGUAAAGUCCUACAUGCUGUUUGUUCUGGAUUUGAGAUGACUGGAUAUACAUCAUAUUUGAACUGCACAAGACAAUUUUCCAAUGCGUAUAUCAGAAAUAUACAAAGUAACGACAAGAUAUCAGUGGUUGAUGAAAACUUCAGUGGAGUGAAAGUUAGAAUUUACUAUCCAGCUGGAGUGAGUGAGAAAGACAAGACAAAAUUAUUACCUGGAAUUUUGUAUUUUCAUCCUGGUGGAUGGACCUUUGGCAGAAUGGGUGUUUCUCACAGUUUACUAGAGAGACUGACUCAGGAGACUGGCGCUGCAUUCAUUGAUGUUGAUUACCGACUGGCACCAGAACACAUUUUCCCAGUUCCUUUCGAUGACUGUCUAACAGCAACUGUACAUAUCUUGCGGAAUGGUAGGGUGUAUGGAAUUGAUAGUUCGCGUAUAGCUGUUUCAGGUGAAAGUGCUGGAGGGAACUUAGCUGCUGCUGUUGCACUUCGACUAGCAUCCGAAACUACACUUCCUCGUAUUAAGAGUCAAAUUCUUUUAAGUCCUUUGCUUCAAGCUUUUGAUUUGUCCCUUCCUUCUUAUUCUAUGCAAAAUUUGAGUAUUAACUUAAUGGACAGAAAAUGGAUAGCUUCUUAUUGGUUGCUUUAUGGUGAAGGAAAUACUGAAAACCUUGAUAGUCUUUUAAAUGGUAACCACAUAAGCCCAUCGUUAAAAUCUUCAGAGUAUGCAAAGUCCGUUUCAAUGGACUUACUUCCAGAAGAAUUGCGUAAUCAGCCCCGUGUCAGUGUCAACACAACAAAAUAUGAUGAGAAAUUUGCUAUUCCAUUUGAAAGACUUUUGCUUAACCCUUAUUUUUGCCCCUUGUUUGGAAGAAAUCUUAAAAAUUCUCCCCCUGUGUAUAUGAUAUCAUGUACAUUUGAUGUUGUACGUGAUGAAAAUUUCUUAUAUGUACGCAAACUAAAAGAUGCUGGUGUGGAAGUCCAACAUGACCAUUAUGAAGGUGCUGUUCAUGGCUUACCAACAAUUGAAUAUUUUGAUAUAAGUGACACAGUCAUAAAGAAGCUUUCAGAGUAUAUUCAAAACACUAUAUAGUGCUUACCUUGUUCCCAUUUUGAAAUUUACCAAAAUAUUCCCUCCCACCUCUGCCACUAAUUUCUACCAAUUUUAUGUGGUUUAUUUAUUUGGUUUUGCAUAUUUUCUUUUUGGUUUAAUAUAUAAUGAAGAUAACUUUAUUAUUUUUUUGUCUUUACCAUUUUAUAAUCCUUGAUGACUAGUGUGGUGGUUUAUAACAACCUAACAACAUUCAUUCAUAAUCCUUAGUCAAAUCAAGAACAGUUAUGGCAUCAAGAAAUAUUAUUUUCAAUUCCAUACCAUUUACCUCUUUUCUAUAUUUCAUCACUACUGUUUCUCUUCUUCUAAUCUUCCUAAUCCGUUUUACUCAGAUCUCUAGAACUCUAUUUCUAUGCCCAUGUUUGCCCCAAUCCCCAGCAACUCAGAUUCUUAGAACACAUUUACCAACAUUUUGUUUAUUGUUCUUGUGUUCUUAGGACUUAAGUUCUCAAGCAAGAAUCAGUUUGCAGCAGAAGCCUUCUUUUGUUUCUCUUACAUCACUAAUCUCUUUGUAAAAGGUGAAUCAUUACAAUAUUUUCAUUUUCUUUUCUUUUUUUUUUUUUACCGAAAAUUCCAAGCUUCUUAGUUAGCACCAAAUACAAAUAACGCUGCACAUAUCAAGAAAAUAGCUACACACAACUAAAUCUUUCUUCCUUGCAAAUAACAAACAUAAAACAAACAUACUCAUUUAUAAAUGUUGGACUUCACAUUCUAUAGCAACCUUUUGUGAAAACUAGAAAAUAUUUCACAAAGGCUGGCUUUUGCUUUUUCGGAGUUAGAACUAACAACUGCUAGUUACAUACAGAGAACAAAUACAUCAUCUACUAAAAUACAGUCGACAAACCUUUUACAGUACAAUAAACAUAGGUACAUAUAUAAUAAAUCUUUGACUGUAUUGAAUGAAAGAGUUAAAAAAGUAACAAUAUCUGCCUCAUAAACAAAACUUUUCCCUUCAAAACACAUCGCUCCUAGUAACCCUCUCCUGCUCAAGUUUUCUCUUUUAUGUUUAACCUUCUUGAUACCAACCUGUCUGAGACCGCCCUUAGAUUUAUGAUACAAAUUCUAUUUUAAAAUGAUCUAAAUUAAAACCUGCCAUCAAAAUUUCACAUUAGUUUAUGUCCUAAAUACCAGCUUAAUAAUGACAAAGUUGUUUCAAUAAGUUUUUCAUUGUGGAGGCGCAAUGGUCCAGUGGUUAGGGCAGCGGACUCGCGGUCAUAGGAUCGCGGUUUCGAUUCCCAGAUCGGGCGUUGUGAGUGUUUAUUGAGCGAAAACACCUAAAGCUCCACAAGGCUCCGGCAGGGGAUGGUGGCGAGCCCUGAUGUACUCUUUCACCACAACUUUCUCUCACUCUUACUUCCUGUUUCUGUUGUUCUUGUAAUUCAAAGGGUCAGCCUUGUCACACUGUGUCACGCUGAAUAUCCCCAAGAACUACGUUAAGGGUACACGUGUCUGUGGAGUGCUCAGCCACUUGCACGCUAAUUUCACGAGCAGGCUGUUCUGUUGAUCGGAUCAACUGAAACCCUCGACGUCGUAUGCGACGGAGUGCCAACAACAAGUUUUUCAUUAUUCUAUAACUUAGCUGAAACAAAAGCACUUAUAUUUAAGUAUCAUUAUGGUAACAAAAUGGCUAAGUUGCAUGAGGUUUUGGUAAAUACUAACUAAUUUCUGUGCUCUAAUUCAAGCAUCCAUCUUGCUUUUUCAUCAUCCUUGAUGACUUCAAUAUUCACAACUCCUCUUGACUCUCUCAAUCCACACACUCUGGCAUAGAGACUGAAGUUUGCACCAUCAUGAAGUUUCUUUACCUACCUCUGUCUUAUACACUGCUUCUCCAAACAUUUCAAUUUUUUUCUUCCAAACCCAGACUUUUGUUGGAUUUAAUCUGAUACAGUUUCAAAACACAUUUGAGAAACACUGAGUUGUUGUUCAGUCCUGAUCAAGCAGACCUAUGGCCAAAGUGUGCCACUAUGACCGUCCCAUUUUAUUGCUGUGGUUAGAGAAGAAUUUUGCUGCUACUUCUAACAUGUCGAAGCUCUCUUGUAACUCACGAAAUCAUUGGGUUAUUUUUUAUACCAGUAUUUAUAUAUAUAUAU
Octopus bimaculoides (California two-spot octopus) is the source of this 3818-nucleotide messenger RNA. Its product is annotated as deacylase AADAC. Gene Ontology annotation, cellular component: membrane. Lineage: Eukaryota; Metazoa; Mollusca; Cephalopoda; Octopoda; Octopodidae. Gene Ontology annotation, molecular function: carboxylic ester hydrolase activity. The record is from RefSeq and is a predicted model, not a curated record.